CGGAAGCGCACGAAGGACAGGUCCGAGUCAGUUUAUGAGGCGCUCUUCCUGGGGGGAGAGGGCAGCGACGUGCAGAUCCGUGCAUUGGGGGAGGAGUGGAACUUGCAUAGAGUCUAUUUGUGCCGGUCCGGUUACUUCGCAAGUAUGUUUAGCGGCGCCUGGCGGGAGACAACCAUGAACACGAUAGAGCUGCAGAUGCCUGACGAGAACAUCGAUCGGGAUGCCCUGCACGAGGCUUUCGGCUCACUGUACCGUGAGGUUGUGUUCAUCCCGCCCAGCCGAGUCAUUGCUAUCCUGGCCACAGCCAGCAUGCUGCAGCUGGAUGAGCUGAUUCAGCAGUGCGAGGAGGUAAUGAAGGAAACGGUUGGCGCCCAGACCGUGUGUGGCUACUACUACUCUGCCGAGAGCUACGGGCUCCAAAGUGUCAGGACCAUGUGCCUCCAGUGGCUGCUGGACAACCUGAUGACCCAGUGUAGUGAAGAGUUAUUGCGAGAUGUCAGCAGGGAUCUCAUGAAAGAACUCGUCGCCUCUUCAGAGCUCUUGGUGAUUGAGGUGGAGAUGGACGUGUACACCACCCUGAAAAAAUGGAUGUUCCUGCAGCUGCAGCCAGCGUGGAGGGGCCCCAGCAGAACUCUAUUGUCCGACGCUGACGUGUGGUUCGCCAGGCACAGGAGGGAGGCGGAUGGGGCCCCUUUUCUGGAGACGGAGCAGGGCACAGCCUUCGUGCCGGUCUUCCGGCAGCUGCGGCUUGCCUACAUAAUCUGUGACCUGCCUUCUGCUCGAGUCAUCGACCAGGACUCACUGAUCCCUGCUGCAUGGCUGACCCCAGUGUAUAAAGAGCAGUGGCUAGCUCUGCUCCGAGCUGAGCAGACAAGAGAUCUGGGGCCCAUGAACGUGUGUGUGUCUGAUCUUGAGAGGAACAGCAUGAGAUGUGGCGGCCAGCUCCGCAGAGACGAGCAGUGCAGCUGGAGGUGGGCGGGCUUCAACUUCGGCUGGGACCUAGUGGUGUGCUACACUAACCGACGCAUCAUUUUCCGGCGCAGUGCCCUGAACAAGUCUUGUGGCCUCGGAGUCAGCUUACUCUGGCAAAGAAAGGUCGCGUUCCGCCUGCGCCUGACCUCUUUGGACAGGGCUGGAAGAGCCAUUUUCAGGAAGGACACUGAAUACCAGAUGCUUUCCUUGAGAAAGGAUCAAGAGCUAGAGGUCGUGAACCUGGAGGACCAAGAUGUGAUUUUCCCCAUAUAUGUGGCCUGUAACUUUCUGUACCUCCCUCGAGAGGGACGCUGCCCAGACUGA
This is a messenger RNA of Trichechus manatus latirostris (Florida manatee), 1296 nucleotides long. Its product is annotated as germ cell-less protein-like 1. Gene Ontology annotation, biological process: germ cell development. Lineage: Eukaryota; Metazoa; Chordata; Mammalia; Sirenia; Trichechidae. Gene Ontology annotation, molecular function: protein binding. Bases 145 to 1296 code for a protein of 383 amino acids. The record is from RefSeq and is a predicted model, not a curated record. Gene Ontology annotation, cellular component: nucleus. The transcript has a single exon.